Messenger RNA from Melanotaenia boesemani (Boeseman's rainbowfish), 752 nucleotides. Its product is annotated as MYC binding protein. The transcript has 5 exons. Gene Ontology annotation, molecular function: transcription coactivator activity. The coding region runs from base 385 to 696 and encodes 103 amino acids. Gene Ontology annotation, biological process: regulation of DNA-templated transcription. Gene Ontology annotation, cellular component: nucleus. The record is from RefSeq and is a predicted model, not a curated record. Lineage: Eukaryota; Metazoa; Chordata; Actinopteri; Atheriniformes; Melanotaeniidae.
UGUUCAGAUGUGAACACGUGUGUCUGUGCAUAUAUUUAUAUAUAAAAUUGAAAACUGGCAACACGUCUUUGGCUGAAUAGUGGCUCUUACAGGGUUACGGAAAUAGGGUUGCAGGGUUACAGGAAACGAAUUUAUGCGAUAAAAAAAGUGCAAUAAUCCACCGGCAUUGUUUUAUGUAAUUUUGAUGGAUUAAAUUUUAUGUAUCCAUGUAUUCCUUAAUUACAUUUGAAAAAAAUAUCUUAAUUUCCGCAUUUACGUGUCACUAUGGCAACAGUCUAUCUGUUUGUAGGCGGAAGUGAGCGCAGAGCUAGCAGCCGUUAGCCGAGUUACCAAACCUGUAAGGUAUUUCAUACACUUAUAAAUUACACGGAAGUAAUCGCAUCGAUGGCCACACACAGAGCCCCAGAAUCAAAGCGAGAGCAGUUUAGAAGAUACCUGGAGAAAUCUGGUGUUAUUGAAACUUUAACAAGUGUUUUAGUGACACUUUAUGAAGAACCUGAGAAGCCCAACAAUGCACUUGACUUCAUAAAGCUCCAUCUCGGGGUGGUGGAUCCGGAGCAAGCAGAUGCCGAGGCUCUCCGCAUGGAGCUGGCCGACCUACAGGAGAAAUGCAACCAGCUCAUGGAGGAAAACAAAGAGCUAAAGAACAAGCUGAUGCAGUACGAGUCAUCGUCUGAAGAGGGAGCAGGAGUGUAGAAGGCUGUGGAGUUUCUUUUUAGAAAAAAAAACAAAAUAAAAACUGUGAAACACUU